AUACACGCUGAGUAAGGGUUUAGGGAAACCUCUGAGGCUUCACCACGGCAGUAGUGGGCGAGCAACAGCAGAGAACACACGAACCACCACCACAGGAGAUACCUGUCUUGUACAAGAUCCGGACUAGUGCAUACACAACACUCUUCAUCAUGGUGGGAGUACUAGCAGAGUUGUGUUUAAGAGGGUUGAGACCCUGCUCCUGGGCCCUCUUUGUGUAUGUGUUAUGCGAGUAUGUGCUAGGGACCCUGGGUGAGUCUGCUGCCACCAGCCUCUAUGACCCUCCUAUCUACCCGAGUCCAGUCAAGGUCGACACCCACUAUGACAUCACCACCCAUGACGAUGAGGUCAAGAAAGAUCGGGAACCACUUCUAAGAUCCAGUAAGAUACUGCACUUCCUGCCUGAACGAUACUUUGACUCAGCUGUGGGCAGUGUACCUGGUCCUGUGGGCCUCCGUCUGCCCACACUCCAUCCAGCCUCCAUUUCUGUACCAGAGGUUGUGACCUCCCAGGUGGUGACCUCCCAGGUGGUGAGAGGUCAACGACCACAGUGUGCUGGAACAAGCAACUACUGCCUCUAUGAUCGUAACUACCCACUAGACAAGGUUAAUGCCAUUAUUGAUCGAUACUACAAUGAUAUUCGUCACAUAUAUGGCGACCUGUAUCGCUUCCCCACCCACGAUAUUAUCUACUAUGAGAAUGUCACUCGCCACUACAGUUCCUCGUCUGGUGCACGUCACCACCUCAGACGGGAGGGACACUUUGUGUGUGAGAGCACCGUUGAGUAUGUAAGACCUGGCUGGGCACAGAACCUCAGAGGGGAGUGGGUCGCCAUCCUCAACACUGACAAGUUUCCCCAGACCAUGAGAGUUGAGACCUGCAGCUACGGAGGGAAGCGGUGUGAGUACCUGCCUCCAUGUUACAAAUCAAGUUGUGUGCAGCGCUACAGCUAUGUACGUCUGCUGUGUGUAGAUCCUUACCACCCAACUCUCAAGCCAGUGGUCGACGUCUUCCAGAUCCCCGCUGCCUGCUCCUGCUUUGUUGAGGACUUCACCUAUUACUGAGGCUCUCAACCUCAAUCUCACCUGAUAAGACUCCCAGCCUUGUUACAUAUUCCACAGAGAAAACUUUAAACUCAUAGGGGUUAUACAGCCCCUUGAGGAAUGGGAGGCAAUCAGGUUUGAUCCAAGGAAGGUAUGCAAAUCUCCAACUCCUUGAAUCAAGAGGCUUUCACCAGCAUCAGGAAAUCUCUUGGAAGACUUCAUUUAAUGCAAUGCUUGAACAAGCAUAAAGUUUCCAGUGAAUAUGUCAUCUAGAUUGUAGUUAACAGCAAGGGUAUUAUUAGCUUUAAGUCAGGUUCUCAGCAAGGACACUGUGCAUUACAGCUGAACCUUAGCAAUGCAUUCAUUUACAGACUCAGAUUUAGCAUAGUCAUACUAGCACCACUAUAUCCCGCUGCACACUAUAGUACCAAGACUACCAAAUUAUUUAAUUCGUGCAUAUAUGUAUCCACAAAAGCAGAGGUAAGCUCAUGGUGUCCUGUCUUCAGUAUUUAUCUUAGUUUUUACAGGUAACAAGUGCUACAAUGCUACCUUCUUCUUUAAGUCAUUCCAUUGUUCUUCCACUCUGGAAAAGUUACUUUGGUAUACUUCUUUCUCAUUUUAUAUAUUAAACACUGCUAAGUCUAUCAGGGUCAUAUAGAACUACUAGUACAUAGCUAUGUGCACAUCAGUGUGUGUUGAAGUCUGUGGUAUAUUGCAUGUACUAUUAUAUUCAUGGAGAAGUGCUAAACUAACAGGGGCCGUACAGCACCUGUGACGACACUAAUUUGAAGUAAAGCAUGUUUGAACUUCAAGUUAUAAAUUGAAAUUAGGCCUUUAAAUAAUGUGAGCAUAAUACUCAAAUUAUUAAAAGUGUAGAUAUUGCAGUACUGAAAUUUAAUGUACUGUGGAGGUCACAGGGUGGUGACUGUGCCCGGGAUUAGGGUUAUAAUGUUGUAUGACACCCAGUGUAGCACUGUAACCUGAGGAAGGAGGAACCACUGAGAAUACACAUGUAUAUCCAUGUCUCUUUGAUGGAUGGUGUAUACUACCCUAUCUAAACAUGUUUUUAAUUUAAGAGAUUGUUUUUGUUAUACUUUGUCUCUCAAGAGAGGUUCCUUGACACCAAUGAGGCAGGCUGUUCAUGUAAUGAAUUAGACAUGACCUCUCCUUCCUAGAACUGAAGCUGAUUACCCUCCCGUUUCAGUUGCUGUACGACCCUGUAUGGUUAAGUGCUCUCCCCAUGAAUAUAAUAAUUGUUACAUUCUAAAUGGUUAAUCUUGGUUUACUUAAGUUUACUUUACUGAAAAUAGUGCGGAGAAACAAAUGUAAAUCUAGACACAGUAAAUCACCAAUGCCUUAAAACAGACCGACAUAGCUUAUUGCUUCACUGGUAACUGACUGUAACACUGGGUGAGUGGGUAGGUAAGUAGUUUUAACAUUUGAAAAGCAAGUCUGACAGCAUAGCUGAUAAAAAUAAACAAAAAACUGUUUAUAUGAAUAACAUAAAUAUUAUUAUAUUAAGUUAAAAUAUCCAGCAUUACUUCUAAACUCCAAUAAAUUAUUAAUGUAACAGCUCUACUAAAGUUCCUGGAGAACCCUACAGGCACCCCAGUAAUUAAAAAAACAAAAGGAAAAAAGCUUAAGCAUAGUACAGGCAAGGGCAUACAGUGUCUAUUUUUACACAUUAUUGAUACCUAUUAACUGUACUUAACCCGUAAACGGUCCAAACAUAUACAGUGGACCCCCGGUUAACGAUAUUUUUUCACUCCAGAAGUAUGUUCAGGUGCCAGUACUGACCGAAUUUGUUCCCAUAAGAAAUAUUGUGAAGUAGAUUAGUCCAUUUCAGACCCCCAAACAUACACGUACAAACGCACUUACAUAAAUACACUUACAUAAUUGGUCGCAUUCGGGGUAAUCGUUAUGCGGGGGUCCACUGUAUAUACAUUUUUUCAACAUUUUAAAGUAUGUAAAAAAAGUAGAUCUUUUUGUUUUUCUACAUUUGAAAAUGUGUAAAAAAACUUCGAUCUACUUUUUUCUUGUUAUAAUUGAAAAUAUGUAAAAAAAACUUAGAUCUACUUUUGUAGCACAACACACGUGAACGUAGAUCUGCUUGGACCGUUUACGGGUUAAAGUAUGUCCAUAAAAUAUAAAAUACUUUCAAUAUAAAUUUUACAACCGUGUGUGAUUUAAAAAGUAUUAUUAGAUUCAGAGAGAAGGUUAGCCCUGAGUCUUUUUAUUAAGAGCCCAUCAACACCAAUGCACACUUCUUCAAUUAUAUUCAGAAACGUGCAAAAAAUUUAAUGGAUUAUACAGACACACUUGAAGGACAACUUCAAAAAACUAUUGCAAAGUGACUAUUUUAGUCAUAUUUUAUAUGGUUUUACUGGGAUAUGAAAAGUUAUUCCCCAGACAACUGUGACCACCAGCAAGAUUACAGCCAUUCAACUAAGUUGAAUGACAUAACUAUUUUAAGCACUGGUACGCCCGAUUUUGUGUAAAUUUCAUGCGUACUAACAAGUAAGCUGUAUGCUGUGCUUGAAGCCACUCGCCCCACUGCUAUCAUACAUCAGCGACAAAAUUGUUUGUUACCUUGUAAUAAAGGCUGUGUACGUUA
Molecule: messenger RNA, 3654 nt
Organism: Cherax quadricarinatus
Lineage: Eukaryota; Metazoa; Arthropoda; Malacostraca; Decapoda; Parastacidae
Source: RefSeq, a predicted model, not a curated record